Molecule: messenger RNA, 1677 nt
Organism: Parnassius apollo (apollo)
Lineage: Eukaryota; Metazoa; Arthropoda; Insecta; Lepidoptera; Papilionidae
Source: the annotation of a GenBank genome assembly
AUGCAGUUAAACAUUACAACCCAAACGUACGAAACGUGUUUCCGGCCGGAUCCUGGAAGACGCCGCGACUGCCACCCGCCCCCACACCGGAAUACGCGUACAUCAGAGCAGCCACCCCACUGCCAGUCGUACACUCACAUGGUGGUACAGCCUAAGACCACCUACGAAGUUACUGAAAAGUAUACUGAGCCUAUAGUAUAUCAAGCUCCGAAACCAUCCAAGGUUGAAGCACCUACAGGAUUUUCGAAACAAUCGUCUUUAAUCACACCAGAAUUUCAACAGUUCGUACGUAACGGCGCCGCUUUCCAUCUACCAACACAGUACGGCGUCACGUCAUUGUCACUACCGCAAAAUCAGAUUAUUCCACAACAAUUUUCUAUGCAGGGUUUUACUGAAUUGUCAGGUCAUCAAGAUCUUCUACAAACAGGAGCCGAAGGAUUAAUUAUUUCACCGCACGCUCUAUACCAAAACGAUCCCAAUUUCUUACAAAAGUUGCAAAACCAACUGUUACAACAAUUUCAGUCAGUCGAAAUUAUACCUUAUCCCACUGACGUGCAGCCUCAAAUCCAACAAACUUCAUCUCAACCUCAAAUAUUUUUACUAGAAAACGAAGUGAUAACAAAACAAAUACCAACAUCUUUCAAACCAAGAGAACCUCAUAGAAAUAUUGUGCAAAGGGAAACACAAGAAGGUUCAGUGCUUUCUUUAAUACCCCAAGCUUUCACUCCUAGUAAUGUUACUGAGAACUUCAUUGAUGCAACCACACUAAACACAUCACAAAAUGUUACAUUAGAAACAAUAACAUCCGAAACAGAAACUCCCACGACAACUGUUAAGAACUUCGUUGAAACAACCUCGGAAGAACAAAAGACUACACCUGUAUAUUAUGCACAGGUUGGCCAGAAUGUAGAUAAUGAUAUGGCUAAAGAAUUUUAUUCAGCCAUAAAUGAUGUCAGAGCUACAGCCGUUUUAGCGCAAGAGGAGAAACUAAAUGAAAUUAUUAACGAAGAAAAUGUGACUACCACGCCAGCGAAAUCAGAAACUGAUGUUAAUAAAAGUAUUAAUUUAGAGACAGAAGGCAAGAACAAAACUUACAAUGAAAUAAAGCCAAUUGCAGGAACGCCAUUCGAAAAGCCAGAUGGAUCUGUUAAUGUUGCGUAUACAUUACUGAGAUCACAAGAAGACCAAACAAAAGUGAAUAAAGAAGGCAAUGUACUCGCAGGUCAGUUGGUGCAAGCUAUGAUAAGUGAGGAUCGUGAUUUCAACAAUGGACAAGUGAAUAUAGCGUCACGACGGCCACCGUUACGACUGAUCGCAAUUCCGGAGAAGAAAACGGAAAUUAUACCACAUAAGUUGACAGUAGUAAAGGCGAAAAUACCUCCAAAAAGUAAGAUCACUUUUGAUAAUAAAACUGGAGAACCGAUACUAAGAAUAUACGCAAGCUAUUCUGAAAAUCCAAUGCAGAAGGAAGUUUUGCUUUCAAAACUGUCCAAUAUAAAACAAUUCAAAGAUCCAGUGACGAGAAAACAAGACAAUUUAGAGAAUCGAAAGGCUGCCACCAUAAAAACAUUCGACAAAUCUAUAACGAACGACCCAAAUCAAGUCUCACAGUUCGGCCUCAAGGUUCGUUCUAGAAGUGACGACUACAUACCUUUGUUUGAAGAAUAUGAAGAGUGA